Sardina pilchardus (European sardine) is the source of this 463-nucleotide messenger RNA. RefSeq names its product phosphodiesterase 6G, cGMP-specific, rod, gamma, paralog b (gene pde6gb). Gene Ontology annotation, biological process: positive regulation of epidermal growth factor receptor signaling pathway; visual perception; positive regulation of G protein-coupled receptor signaling pathway. Lineage: Eukaryota; Metazoa; Chordata; Actinopteri; Clupeiformes; Clupeidae. Gene Ontology annotation, cellular component: photoreceptor outer segment membrane. The coding region runs from base 37 to 291 and encodes 84 amino acids. The record is from RefSeq and is a predicted model, not a curated record. Gene Ontology annotation, molecular function: cGMP binding; 3',5'-cyclic-nucleotide phosphodiesterase activity. The transcript is spliced from 3 exons.
UAGGCCCAACCCUGCACCCCUAAAGGCACCCUGACCAUGAAUCUGGACCCAGGGAAACUGCCGCCCACCCGCGUCGUCGGGGGGCCGGCCACACCCCGCAAGGGGCCACCCAAGUUCAAGCAGAGGCAGACCCGUCAGUUCAAGAGCAAGCCCCCAAGGAAGGGCAUCCAGGGCUUUGGUGAUGAUAUCCCUGGAAUGGAGGGAUUAGGCACUGACAUCACUGUCAUUUGCCCAUGGGAAGCCUUCAACCACUUGGAGCUCGACGAGCUGGCCAAGUACGGUAUCAUCUAAAUCCAGCCGGACUCCAACUCCCAGCAUGCUCUCCUCAUGCUUCAAACCACCUGCCUCCGUCCUGGCCAUGGGCUCCAACCCAACCGGAACACUCUCAUCAUACAGCUAUCUAUAUAUACAAAUAUAUAUCUAUAUCAAAACGUAACGUUUAUAAAAAUAGAAAAAUCCAAAG